GCUGCAAUGCCAGGCUUGCAAAAACUUCUGUCUGAUGCUGAAUGUUUCCACAUCAUAUUAAACAGCCGUUGCCAAGGGGUGGAAGUUGCAUACCUACCAGCUGCUUCCGUUUCAUAUCUGGUCAAGAGUAAAUAGGAACUGAGGAGUGGCACUCCCAGUAGCUGCAUGACAGGUGAUGGAGGGAGGUGUCUGAAACAAAUAUUGGCUUACCUGAUCAAGUAGUUGACAACCCUGCCUAUAGCAGGGGGGUUGGAGCUUUAGGAUUUUAAGGUCCUUUCCAAUCUAAGCCAUUCAAUGACUGCCUUCCUCCCCCAUGUAUUUCCUGUCUCUAUCACAAGGGCUGCCUGUUGGAGACUGGGACUGAAUAAUAUCAGUUCUGUAUUAUUCAGUGUUCCUGUGCCAAACGUCUCCACCAUUUGUUUGGAAAUCUGAUAUCUGAUAUCCUGGGUGUUUCUGGACAUGCAUUCAUCUGUGGCCCAAUGUGCCAUCCUUAGGGCUGCUUUGCCUUCUCUUCUCUGGUCUUGCUCACCUCACUCAGCAGAAAACUGUCCCCUCUUUUUGAUGGACUAAUAGAAUGACUUUGUGGAGUCCUGUAGAGGUUUUCCUGGCUUUUGGAUCUAGGGAAAAGUGAGUAGCAGGAAAGCAGUCAGAGAAGUAAAGAAGCCAUCAGAGAGUAAACAUGGUUUAUGGCAACAGAACUAUCAUCAGAUGAGUUUGUGCAGUCAUCUGUAGACUCUGUCUAAAUAAUAACUGAGUGUUUUAGCACUGUGCUUGGUAUCAUUUUAAAUAAUUGAAAAUGUCGUGCUUUAAUGCGCUAAUGUGAAAUAGAUUUUAUCAUUUCUUAAUAUGAUAAUAUUUUCCUGUCUUUCAGGCUGAAGGUGGCCCAUUGUAAGGGUUAAUCAUCCGUCAAAUAUUUAAUAAUUGUUUGUUCAGAAAAUUUCCUGCAUUGUUCAUGGAGUUUUUCAUCAGUAUGUCUGAAACCAUUAAAUAUAAUGAUGAUGAUCACAAAACUGUGUUCUUGAAAACAUUAAAUGAACAACGUUUGGAAGGAGAAUUUUGUGACAUAGCUAUCGUGGUUGAAGAUGUUAAAUUCCGAGCACAUAGGUGUGUGCUUGCUGCCUGCAGUACCUACUUCAAAAAGCUUUUCAAAAAACUAGAAGUCGAUAGUUCCUCAGUAAUAGAAAUAGAUUUUCUUCGUUCUGAUAUUUUUGAGGAAGUUCUUAAUUACAUGUACACCGCAAAGAUUUCUGUUAAGAAGGAAGAUGUAAAUUUGAUGAUGUCUUCAGGCCAGAUUCUUGGUAUUCGUUUUCUGGAUAAACUCUGCUCUCAAAAACGUGAUGUAUCUAGUCCUGAGGAGAACACACAGUCCAAGAGCAAGUACUGUCUGAAAAUAAACCGUCCUAUUGGGGAACCUAAUGAUACCCAGGAUGAUGAGGUAGAAGAGAUUGGAGAUCACGAUGACAGUCCAUCAGAUGUGACAGUGGAAGGAACUCCCCCCAGUCAGGAAGAUGGGAAAUCACCAACCACUACCUUGAGAGUUCAGGAGGCGAUUCUGAAGGAGUUGGGAAGUGAAGAGGUUCGAAAGGUAAACUGCUAUGGCCAAGAAGUAGAGCCUAUGGAAACAACGGAAUCAAAAGACUUAGGAUCUCAAACCCCUCAGGCUUUGACAUUUAAUGAUGGCAUAAGUGAAGUGAAAGAUGAACAGACACCAGGCUGGACGACAGCGGCUGGGGAUAUGAAGUUUGAAUAUUUGCUUUAUGGUCACAGGGAACACAUCGUAUGUCAGGCUUGUGGUAAGACCUUUUCUGAUGAAGCACGACUGAGAAAACAUGAAAAGCUACACACUGCUGAUAGACCAUUUGUUUGUGAAAUGUGUACGAAGGGCUUUACCACACAAGCUCAUUUGAAAGAGCAUCUGAAAAUACACACAGGUUACAAGCCUUACAGUUGUGAGGUAUGUGGAAAGUCUUUUAUUCGUGCACCGGACCUAAAAAAGCAUGAAAGAGUUCACAGUAAUGAGAGGCCAUUUGCAUGCCACAUGUGCGAUAAAGCUUUCAAGCACAAGUCCCACCUCAAAGACCAUGAAAGAAGACACCGGGGAGAGAAACCUUUUGUCUGCAGUUCCUGCACUAAAGCAUUUGCUAAAGCAUCGGAUCUAAAGAGGCAUGAGAACAAUAUGCACAGUGAAAGAAAACAAGUUACUACAGCCAAUUCCAUCCAGAGUGAAACGGAACAGUUACAGGCAGCAGCUAUGGCUGCUGAAGCAGAGCAGCAAUUAGAAACUAUAGCUUGCAGUUAAAAAAAAAAUUC
Molecule: messenger RNA, 2310 nt
Organism: Meleagris gallopavo (turkey)
Lineage: Eukaryota; Metazoa; Chordata; Aves; Galliformes; Phasianidae
Gene: ZBTB14
Product: zinc finger and BTB domain containing 14
Biological process (GO): regulation of transcription by RNA polymerase II
Molecular function (GO): protein binding; DNA-binding transcription factor activity, RNA polymerase II-specific; RNA polymerase II cis-regulatory region sequence-specific DNA binding
Source: RefSeq, a predicted model, not a curated record